Molecule: messenger RNA, 3310 nt
Organism: Mytilus trossulus (common blue mussel)
Lineage: Eukaryota; Metazoa; Mollusca; Bivalvia; Mytilida; Mytilidae
Exons: 14
Coding region: 15-3221 (1068 amino acids)
Molecular function (GO): zinc ion binding; GTP binding
Source: RefSeq, a predicted model, not a curated record
UUUACAAUGAAAACAUGGCUGCUCGUGAUGGAAUUCACAUCGUAUUGGCAGGAGGAGGAGGAUGCGGCAAAAGCGCAACAGCUAACACACUUUGCGGGGAAAAUUAUUUCAAAUCAAAAUGUUCAACUUUUCCAGUGACGAAAUGCUUUCAGAGGAAAGUUGUUUUAAAUGCAGCAGAUCACACACAACUGGUCAUCGUGGAUAGUCCAGCCUUGUUUGACAUUUACGACGAUGAAAACAUUGUAUCUAAAGAGCUCGCGUUAUGUCUGGAUUUAGCUUACUCCAAAAUCGACAUUUUACUGGUGGUCGUACCACUGAAUGAGCGUUUUACAAGUAAGGAUAAAGAAUUAUUCGAGCAAAUUGAAAGCGUGUUUGGGAAUUCUAUUAGAAAAAAUAUAGUGGUUUGUUUUUCAUACGAAGACGAACUUAAAAAGAAAAACGUUAAUAUGAACAGCUAUUUAGAACGCUCUCCAGCUAUUCUUGUUGAUUUAGUUAAAAGAUAUGAUUACAGAUACUUACCAAUUGACAAUACUCAAAAUAGUGAUCAACAACGACAGAACAUGAUAGGAAUAUUAAUGAAACUGAUAAAAGAAUUCGAAUACUGUUCAUAUACAAUGAAAGAUAUGAUUAAAUGGAAAGAAAAGUUACAGAAAAAGAGACUCAAAAUUGAACAACAGUUUGAGGAUGAUGAAAGAACUAUCGCAAAGAAAUAUGAGCCCAUAAUAGAUGAUUUGAAAAAGAAAGAGAAAAAACAGAGAACAAUCGCAACCGAAAGACACGAUCAAUUCCCAAAAUCGAAAUUUGAUGGUCAUGGUUAUAAGGAUGAUUUGAGAAAGAAAGAGAAAAAACAGAGAACAAUCGCAACCGAAAGACACGAUCAAUUCCCAAAAUCGAAAUUUGAUGGUCAUGGUUAUAAGGGCGCUCACAUUGCAACGGAUAUUCAAACAACCGAUAAAAGUGCUGAAAUCAGUUCAACAGAUAACACAGAACAAACCAAAUCAGACGAUAAAGAGGAAAUAAGUACAGAAACAAAGAGUGAAUUCUGUACUAUUUGUGAAAUGAUAAAAGCAGUGACACACUCUUGCUAUUCGUGCAGUUCAUAUCUUUGUGAAGAUUGUGAAGUUUUUCACAGUAAGGCCGAAAUGUUCCGUCUCCACAAGACAAGAAGGAUCACCGGGAUGCACAGGACUUUCAUAUCUGUACUUGAGUAUUUAGAUCAAUGUGAUAUCCCACUUAGGUGCACAAGAAUGGAUCAUGGUAAAUCAAAAGCUAAAGUGAAGUUUUUUUGCUACGACUGUAAUCAGUACAUUUGCCGUAAAUGUGAAGAUAUCCAUACCAAAGUGCCUACACUCAAAAGUCAUUGUAUUGAUAAAGUUCACAGAAAGAGAAAAGUUCUGUGUGGACAAAAUCAUGAAACUAAAACAAAUGCAGAUAGUGUUUGCCAAACAUGUGGCUUCAUGAAUUUAUGUACGAGAUGUACAGAACAGCAUAGACAGACUUCUCAUAUAAUUGUUGAAAUCAAGACAGCUGAAAAGAUUUCUCAAGAAUUUUGUCAAAUGGAACAUGACAGUUUGACAGAUGCUUCACUUAUGUGUACCAACUGUGAUUCACUUAUGCUGUGUGGAAACUGUGCAGAUUUGCAUACGAAAAUUCCGGAGUGUAUAGAUCACAAGGUUAGAGAUAUUCCAGUCAAAUCAAAAGAACUGCUGCGACAUAAGACAAAAUUAUUAACCUCAGAUGACGACAGCACGUGUUUUUGCGCUAUUUGUGAAAAAAACAAAGUAGGAGAUCUUUUGUGCUAUAAUUGUGGAAUUCGGAUAUGUGAUGAGUGCAGUUUAUUGUAUACAGGUGGAAAAACAGAUCUUGACAAGCACACUUUUAUUUCAUUGGAAAACAUGUCUCUUGAAAUAGAAAGAGCGCAAUGGAUAGAUCAAGGAACAUCGAAGCGAAAACUUCUUAUUGCUGUAUUAAAGUUUGGAAUUAGCACAAUUGAACUUUCUUUAUCAUUCAGCAAAGAUGUCGUUACAAAUGCAAAAACAACAUCAGCUGCUUUUAAUUUAACAAAAAUAUUUCAAGACAAAUGCAGUUUACUCAUUUCAUUUGAUGAUACAUACAUAACUUUUGGAAGUGAUGCAGAAAAUAAGUUAAAGCUGCUCUUGCCCAAAUAUAAAGAUUUCGAAGAAAAUUGGAGAUUUUAUAGCGAAUUUUCAGCAGAAACAAAUAACCGAAUUCAGGAAUGGAAGAAACGACCUUCAAAGACGAAAACAGUGAAGAAUAUUGUAAUUAUGAGAAAUGUUGUUAUCCAGACUAUUCGGAAAAUUCAGAACAAACUGAACGAAGACUUGAUGAUUCGCAUGCUCGGUAUACCAAGAGAAUUGAUUUAUUGGGUAAUUGAAACUCCAACAGGUUGGGACGAAUGCUUCAGAUCAAAUCUUUUCCCUGAAAUACAAAAGAUUGGAAUUAAAAACACUAUGAUUUCCAUAAUCACUGAGCAACACGCAUCGCUUCACUUCUUUAAAAAUAGUGAAACGAAAGCUGAUGAAAUAUUCUGCAGACCAGGCUUCAUCAAUGUAUACAUUGAAGGACAGAUGUUUUACGUAUCGGAUGUAUUGAACGACAACAAUAACAUAAUAAUUAGAAAGACGAUCGCCUCUCAUCUUCCUUAUCAGUUUCCUGACAUUUUGAGAACAUAUUUUGGUACUAUAGUCUUCAACCUGAUACCACUUGAAGAACUAAGGAACAUGACAAAAGAAUUUGACAAACAAGUGGAAACAUUGCCCAAGCGUGGACCAAAAGAAAUACCUUUGUCAUCAGCGGUAAUCAAAAUAUUCAAUGAAAGUUCAAGCAAACUUAAAAAUUCCACAGGUAGAGGAAAUGAUCACCUCGACGUUCUAUUCGAAAACAAUAUGAUCUUGAUACGAAACACCUACUUUGAGAAAGUUGUCAAAGAAAGAAUUGAAAGAAUUAUACUCAAAGUUGUGGAAAUGGUUGACAACAGACGUGAUAUGCAAGUUAUGAUAAUCGGAGAAAUGUUUAAAUCCUCUUAUAUCCAAUCAUUAAUGACUGAUUUUUGUGGAAACUUAAAAGUCGUGUUUUUUCCUGAACCCAUUUCUUCUAUGACAGGGUCUGUAAUUUCUAUCUUUAAUCAGACGUUCAGGAAUGAAGGCACAGAUGUCAUAUCGUAUGAUUCAGACGAUAAUGAUUCUGACUCCUCAAUUUGAUAUCAGUACACUGUACGUAAUGUAUACUAUUCGAAGAACAUUUACCGCCAGGAAUUCGUAGUUUUUUUUAUAUUACUUCUAGCAGAAAA